UGUGGGCCACCACAACCACAAACCAAAACUGCCACCAGUCACGGCUCCCUGAGCCCUGGAGAAAAGUGAGAUAAAGAUAGAGCGGGGGGACCAGACCGGACCGUACGAUUAAAAACGAAAGAGAGAAGAAACUGAGAGAAGAGAGUGCUGAGUCUACGUGUUGAUGUCAGAUGUCAGUGUGAAUCACCCGGAUUACUAAAAAAAAAAAAAAAAAAACGAGAGCGAGAGAAGAGAGAGAGAGAGAGAGAGACAGAAACCACAGCGCGACAUUUCUACUCCUUCUCUUUAGCACAAGGGUAAGCAUCAGUCGACCGCAGUCUGACCGCCGAUCACUAUCUGCAGUGUCUCUCAACCAUGCACAACACGCAAGGACACAACAACUGCCCUGAUGCCACGACCGGACCAUCACUGGAUGACCAUGGACUUGAGGGUGUUGAGGGUGUGGGCGUUGGGCAAAGCAGCAGCACAGACUCAAACUUCAAAAUUAGGAGCCAAGUCAAGUUGGAGGCGCUGGACUCCAGUGAAGAGGAGGACAGCGUUUUUGAGAAGCAGCCACUCGCCAUGGCCUCGAACAGCAUCUUCGAGACCUUCUCCUCCUAUCAGUCUUGCUUCACCAGAGACCCUGCCCCCGGGCGCCGCUUCACUCCCCCAUCCUCCAGCCUGGGUUCAGCUAAACUGGCUGAGGCGCAGGAGGCCAGUGGCGCCGCCCUGGUGGCCAAAGUGCGCGUGGCCGAGCGGAACAUGGUGGAGGUGCUGUCCGACCACCCCGGAGAGCUCGUGCGCACCGACAGCCCCAACUUUUUGUGCUCGGUUCUGCCAACACACUGGCGCUGCAACAAGACCCUGCCCAUCGCCUUCAAGGUGGUUGCCCUUGGAGAUAUCCCCGAUGGCACGCUGGUGACAGUUAUGGCAGGAAAUGAUGAAAAUUACUCAGCUGAACUCCGCAACGCUACAGCAGCCAUCAAGAACCAGGUGGCUCGCUUCAAUGACCUGCGCUUCGUGGGCCGCAGCGGAAGAGGAAAGAGUUUUACUCUCACCAUUACCGUCUUCACCAACCCCCCUCAGGUGGCCACGUAUCAGAGAGCCAUCAAGAUCACCGUGGAUGGACCCAGAGAACCACGGCGCCACAGACAAAAGAUGGAGGAAAGUGUAAAGCCUGGAGCGUUGGCCUUCUCAGAGCAGUUGAGACGGAGCGCCAUGAGGUGCAGCCCCCACCAGGCCGCCGCCCCCAACCCCCGUUCCUCCCUUAACACACCCCCCUUCAGCAGCCCCACCCACAGCCAGAUACCUGACUCAAGACAAAUGCAGACGUCUCCAUCCUGGUCUUAUGAGCAGUCCUACCCUUACCUAGGCCCCAUUUCUGCACCAACGGUUCACCCCACCACGCCCAUCUCCCCAAGCCGCAAUCCUAUACACUGUCCAGAACUGACAGCGUUCACCGACCCCCGUGUAGGUCUGGAGCGCUCCUUCUCCUCCAUCCCAUCGCUUCCAGACAGUCGCUUCUCAGACCCCCGCGUUCCUUACCCCACCGGAGCCUUCACCUACACUCCCACCCCCGUUACCAACGCCAUCGGCAUCGGCAUGUCGGCCAUGACCGCCCCCACCGGUCGCUACCACACGUACCUCCCGCCCCCCUACUCUGCCGGUUCCUCCCAGGGCCAGGGUGGACCCUUUCAGGCCAGCUCCUCCCCUUAUCACCUGUACUACAGCACCGCUGCCGGCUCGUACCAGUUCUCCAUGAUGCCUGGAGGGGGCGGCGGAGAACGCUCACCGCCACGGAUCCUUCCACCCUGCACCAACGCCUCCACAGGCUCCGCCCUCCUGCACCCCUCACUGCCCAAUCAGAGUGAUGUCGUCGUGGAGGCUGAGGGAAGCCACAGCAGCUCUCCGACCAGCAUGUCCGCCGAAGCCGUGUGGCGGCCAUACUGAGCACCACUUUCACUGGACAGCGAAAGAGAUGUCAUGGCAUGUUGACCAAUGGAGUGUUGACGUUGGGCAGCUGAAUUAGACGGGCUCUAUUUGUGGAGCAGUGGACUAAGAACUCGUGGACUCGUUUUACACAGCAUGAGACUCAUCUUUUUCUUUGUUUUUUUUUCUAACGAGUUGUGGAUAAUUUGUUGUUGUUAUUGUUAUUAUUAUUAUUAUUGAUGUUAUUAUUAUUAUUGCAAUAAUAAUUCAACAUUACCUUUGUUGCAUUGUUUCCAUUUGUCAAUGAGACCAGCUCCUUCCAUUUUUACACAAUGAUACACUGACAUGGCACUCUUGUCCAACUCAGAAUUAAAAGAAAUGUGCAUUUUUCUUGUCACAGUUCUGUUCUAAAGGACUUUGUUUCAAGUGUGAGCCUUCAAAUACAACAUACAACAGUUGUAACAUGUAUAGCUGCCAAAAUAAAAAAGCACGGUUCCAGGCCUGUCCUCUGGGAACUAUUCAAUUAAGUCAUUUAAAGGAUUAAAUAAUGAAUUUGAGACAGUACUGCCUAUUUUCUGAUAGUAAAUGAAAGAGUAUUCAUGAAUAAGGAUUAUGCUGGCUUCCAUUUGAGCAUGGAUGUUGGAAUGAUAGCUCAUACAUGUCAGAUUUCCUACUAGGAAAGUCCUAGGCCUCACCAACCCACCAACAAGUUCAGAAUCAAAGAUGGCUGCCCUGCACAUCGACAGAAGUAAAAGCAGUAGUAUUAUACAGUUUAUUAUACAAGACUUCUAUUUGUUAAAAAGCCUCUAAAUUCAUUAAUUAAAUUAAUAAUUAAUUAAAAAUAAACCCACCAAUCCUGCUUAAAUUCUUUAUAAACAUUUCCUAACCUUUAAAAAAAAACACUUUUAUUGUGGUAAUUUCCGCCUCUGCAGCGCCCUCUCAGGUUUAACUGUGCUAUAGGCGUGUCCUUCGUGUCCUUUGGUACGCAGACACAUCACAAUAUGCAAAUCAGUCUAUCAAUAAUACCCCCCCUGCUGACGACGUCCAAUCAUCUGUGUCUCACCGCUAAGCCAAUAAGCUCCUCCUCCUGCUCAGCCUCUAAACCCAUACAUCACCUAGUGCUCCUCCCAAACUACCCCUUACAUUUUUUCUUUUGCCUUUUUCAAAUUUGAGCUGAGGGUGGAGUCAGCUAAUUUCACAGGGUUUAGUGCCCAUUUAAUGUCAUAUUAAACCACACACUGUCUUACACACAGUCCUGCCCAAUGUCUAUCUGUAGACACUAUGUUUUCAUACUGUUUAGAUGGGCAAAAUUCUGUACAAUGUGUUGUGAUUAACUGGUAUUGCUUGCCUGGCAUGCUAACCCAUGACAAAGCUAACAACAACAGCUGAUAUCUGAAUGUUAAACUUGAACACACUCAACUUGAAUGUGAUGUAAUUUCCAUCGGCAACAUUCCAACAUCCGAGAUAAAUGGAACGCAGCAUUUGCCCUAUUAAUCUGAUUCACUCAGCAGUAUGGCUAGCUCUGUGGUUAGCGCUAUGCUAACAGCCCCAACAUCAGUGCAGCCCUUUUUGCAGUGAGUAAUUUCCAUUUAAAGGUUAAAACAGACUAUUCAUCUCUGUGGUACUGCAGUUUACGAGGCUCUACCUGGUCACUGCCCUUCAAGGUCUACCUCUCUCCGCUAAAUUUACGAUGCAGAACGGCCUGCUUUUCAUAUUUCCACGUGUUCCUAGCAUAAAACAGUACGAAGGACGGCUUCGGAUGAGAUGGAAGAGACUCUGUCCCCCUGCUUUUGUGUAAAUAGGCUGUAAACCACUUCCUGAGAUGACUGGCCGAGACCCAUUUGAUGACGACGUCAAUCACGUGACACUGUCCUUCACAUCCACAAACUGAAGACGAGCAACAUGCAGCCUAGCCUACGUGUCUUUCUUUUUAGCACUGCUUUAUUUUGUGAAUGUAAAUCUUUGUUUGUGAAGAAGCCAAUUGUUUCUAGA
This is a messenger RNA of Astyanax mexicanus (Mexican tetra), 3900 nucleotides long. It is a transcript of the gene runx1, whose product is annotated as RUNX family transcription factor 1. Gene Ontology annotation, molecular function: ATP binding; RNA polymerase II cis-regulatory region sequence-specific DNA binding; DNA-binding transcription factor activity, RNA polymerase II-specific. The transcript is spliced from 8 exons. Bases 355 to 1929 code for a protein of 524 amino acids. Gene Ontology annotation, cellular component: nucleus. Gene Ontology annotation, biological process: neuron differentiation; regulation of cell differentiation; regulation of transcription by RNA polymerase II. Lineage: Eukaryota; Metazoa; Chordata; Actinopteri; Characiformes; Acestrorhamphidae. The record is from RefSeq and is a predicted model, not a curated record.